GCAGAGUAUGAACCCACCCUAACUCCACCCCCGCAAAAAAUGUCCUGCGUCGCAAUAAUGUAGCACGUACCUUGGACGAACAUGCAGCGAAACGGACAGCCUCCCCUGUAGGUCGGCCACAACAAGGUCCAGCUACACGAGACCCGACAGAGAGAUUUAGGCAAAAUUUGCUGCCCGCCCGGGGUAGAAAAAGUGCGACAACCACUCCUCCAGCUUGUCAGCAACCUCCUUGAAAGAAAAGAGGGCGUGGCUCUGGGCAUUUAAUUUUUUGUACAUAAACAGAACGAGCCCUACCAUACUGACCAUUCUUGACUCUCUCGAGUUUGCAUUUGUUUUUAAUUGUUUGAAGGGGCCUUUGGACUGAAAUUUCGACACAAAAUGGGCCUUAUGACGAUUUUGAAGAAGAUGAAGCAGAAGGAGAAGGAGAUGAGGCUGCUGAUUUUAGGACUAGAUAACGCUGGAAAGACUACGAUAUUGAAAAGGUUUAAUGGCGAGGAAGUCAACACCAUCUCUCCAACUUUGGGCUUCAACAUCAAAACUCUUGAACAUCGUGGCUACAAAUUGAAUUUUUGGGAUGUUGGAGGUCAGAAAUCUCUUCGUUCAUUUUGGCGAAAUUAUUUUGAGAGCACUGACGGACUGAUUUGGGUCGUCGACAGUGCUGACAAGAGACGACUCGAAGACUGCUGCAGAGAAUUGCACAGCUUGCUUGCGGAGGAGAUGCUGUCAGGAGCAACACUUCUAGUCUUUGCAAAUAAGCAGGAUCUCCCCGGUGCUUUGACAGCUGAAGAAAUUAAGGAUGUGAUGCAGUUGGAAACAAUUAAAACGCACCACUGGCGGAUAAUGUGGUGCAGUGCCUUGACUGGAGAGAAUCUCUUGCCCGGAAUGGACUGGUUAAUCGAUGACAUAGCAGCUAGGAUAUUUACUCUGGACUAAAAAGUAAUGCACAACAUUCGCACCAACUCAGUCCAUUCCUUGCGCGCCGAGUCCUCAUGCUUAAAACAAUAAUAUUUAUUUUACUGUUAGCUGAUUAUCUACGUACUAACUUGAUUAAUAAAAAAAGACCAUGGAUAA
Messenger RNA from Cloeon dipterum, 1071 nucleotides. It is a transcript of the gene Arl2, whose product is annotated as ADP ribosylation factor-like 2. Gene Ontology annotation, biological process: protein folding. The transcript has 5 exons. Gene Ontology annotation, cellular component: microtubule cytoskeleton; cytoplasm. Gene Ontology annotation, molecular function: GTP binding; GTPase activity. Bases 379 to 933 code for a protein of 184 amino acids. The record is from RefSeq and is a predicted model, not a curated record. NCBI's taxonomy places the organism in Eukaryota, Metazoa, Arthropoda, Insecta, Ephemeroptera, Baetidae.